Molecule: messenger RNA, 5526 nt
Organism: Schistocerca nitens (vagrant locust)
Lineage: Eukaryota; Metazoa; Arthropoda; Insecta; Orthoptera; Acrididae
Product: probable chitinase 10
Exons: 2
Coding region: 64-2670 (868 amino acids)
Cellular component (GO): extracellular region
Molecular function (GO): chitin binding
Source: RefSeq, a predicted model, not a curated record
CACUGGCUAUCCAUAGUAGCCGCAUUCGCUUAGAACCGUCGAAAUCUCAGACGCGUUUCCGACAUGAAUCUACGAGCAAGUGUGUUAACGACCGUGUUGGUCGUAAUUGCUACUGCUGCCGUCCACGCAUCACCUGUAGGCGACUGUCCGCCAGUAGAUCCAGUGGAUCACACAGACCAUCUACCAGACAGCCACAACUGUUCACUUUUCUACAAAUGUGAUCACGCAGCACCUGUACUGUUUGUAUGUCCUGACGGGUUGCACUUCAACCCUACACUGGAAGUCUGUGACUGGCCAGAUAAUGCAGGUUGCAAAGGUGGAUCAGCAUCUACCUCAGCUCCCAGCUCCACAGCUGCUCCUACAAGUGCUGCCACUACAGCUGCUCCAACAUCAGCUCCAAGCUCGACAGCUAAACCUGCUCCAUCAGGAGACUGCCCAGCUGUCGGCACAUGUCCACAAAAUGAAGAUGAGAAUUCUAUUGCUAAGCACCUUCCCCAUGCCUCAAACUGCAGUCAGUUCUGCAAAUGUGACCAUGGUAAACCCGUGACAUUCGACUGCCCUGCUGGACUUCACUUCAACCCUAUUCUGGAGGUAUGUGACUGGCCAGAAAAUGCAGGUUGUGCAGGUGGAUCAGCAUCAACGUCAGCUCCUAGCUCCACAGCUGCUCCUACAAGUGCUGCCACUACAGCUGCUCCAACAUCAGCACCAAGCACCACAGCUAAACCUGCUCCAUCAGGAGACUGCCCAGCUGUCGGCACAUGUCCACAAAAUGAAGAUGAGAAUUCUAUUGCUAAGCACCUUCCCCAUGCCUCAAACUGCAGUCAGUUCUGCAAAUGUGACCAUGGUAAACCCGUGACAUUCGACUGCCCUGCUGGACUUCACUUCAACCCUAUUCUGGAGGUAUGUGACUGGCCAGAAAAUGCAGGUUGUGCAGGUGGAUCAGCAUCAACGUCAGCUCCUAGCUCCACAGCUGCUCCUACAAGUGCUGCCACUACAGCUGCUCCAACAUCAGCACCAAGCACCACAGCUAAACCUGCUCCAUCAGGAGACUGCCCAGCUGUCGGCACAUGUCCACAAAAUGAAGAUGAGAAUUCUAUUGCUAAGCACCUUCCCCAUGCCUCAAACUGCAGUCAAUUCUGCAAAUGUGACCAUGGUAAACCCGUGGCAUUUGACUGCCCUGCUGGACUUCACUUCAACCCUACUCUGGAGGUAUGUGACUGGCCAGAAAAUGCAGGCUGCGCAGGUGGUUCAGCAUCAACUUCAGCUCCUAGCUCCACAGCUGCUCCUACAAGUGCUGCCACUACAGCUGCUCCAACAUCAGCCCCAAGCUCCACAGUUGCUCCUACAAGUGCUUCCACUACAGUUGCUCCAACAUCAGCACCAAGCUCCACAGCUAAACCUGCUCCAUCAGGAGACUGCCCAGCUGUCGGCACAUGUCCACAAAAUGAAGAUGAGAAUUCUAUUGCUAAGCACCUUCCCCAUGCCUCAAACUGCAGUCAGUUCUGCAAAUGUGACCAUGGUAAACCCGUGACAUUCGACUGCCCUGCUGGACUUCACUUCAACCCUACUCUGGAGGUAUGUGACUGGCCAGAAAAUGCAGGCUGCGCAGGUGGUUCAGCAUCAACUUCAGCUCCUAGCUCCACAGCUGCUCCUACAAGUGCUGCCACUACAGCUGCUCCAACAUCAGCACCAAGCUCCACAGUUGCUCCUACAAGUGCUUCCACUACAGUUGCUCCAACAUCAGCACCAAGCUCCACAGCUAAACCUGCUCCAUCAGGAGACUGCCCAGCUGUCGGCACAUGUCCACAAAAUGAAGAUGAGGAUUCUAUUGCUAAGCACCUUCCCCAUGCCUCAAACUGCAGUCAGUUCUGCAAAUGUGACCAUGGUAAACCCGUGACAUUCGACUGCCCUGCUGGACUUCACUUCAACCCUACUCUGGAGGUAUGUGACUGGCCAGAAAAUGCAGGUUGUGCAGGUGGAUCAGCAUCAACUUCGGCUCCCAGCUCCACUGCAGCACCUACAAGUGCUGCCACUACAGCUGCUCCAACAUCAGCACCAAGCUCCACAGCUAAACCUGCUCCAUCAGGAGACUGCCCAGCUGUCGGCACAUGUCCACAAAAUGAAGAUGAGAAUUCUAUUGCUAAGCACCUUCCCCAUGCCUCAAACUGCAGUCAGUUCUGCAAAUGUGACCAUGGUAAACCCGUGACAUUCGACUGCCCUGCUGGACUUCACUUCAACCCUACUCUGGAGGUGUGUGACUGGCCAGAAAAUGCAGGUUGUGCAGGUGGAUCAGCAUCAACCUCAGCUCCCAGCUCCACAGCUGCUGCUACAAGUGCUGCCACUACAGCUGCUCCCACAGGUGCUGCCACUACAGCUGCUCCAACAGCUGCACCAAGUUCAACUGCCGAACCAACAGUAGCUCCCUCAGGUGACUGCCCAGCAGUUGGCUCCUGCCCACAAAAUGAAGAUGAGAACUCUAUUGCUAAGCAUCUUCCCCAUGCAUCCGACUGCACCAAGUUCUGCAAAUGUGACCAUGGGAAACCUGUCACAUUCGACUGUCCUGCUGGACUUCACUUCAACCCUACUCUGGAAGUGUGUGACUGGCCAUACCGCGCUGGGUGUGCAAGUAAAUCAGGAGCAACAGCAGCUUCUAGCUCAUCUACAGCUUGAUCAACAAGGACUGCCACUACAGGUGGUACAACUUGAGCUGCACCAACAACUGCUGCACCUAGGAGCUCCAUUAUAUCAGACUCUUGCAAUUCAGUUGGAUCACGUCUUGUGAAUGAUCAUGUCUCUAUUGUUAAGUGUCUUUCAUACAGAACCAUCUGCGGUGAAUAUUGUAGACGAUUGACUAAUAACUAAGAAUGUCAUGGUGGACUUCAUUUCAUUUUAAAAUUGCACGUGUGUGACUAUCCGUCUUGUGCUGCUUGUGAAUCAGUGAAAAGUGUAUAUAUAUAUAUAUAUAUAUAUAUAUAUAUAUAUAUAUAUAUAUAUAUAUAUAAACUGUGUAUUACUUAGGAAUUUUUCAUGCUCUUAGAAUUAUGUAAUGUACACAUUUGGUUCAUUACUCAUAAUAAAGUCAUACGUUUAAUGCUGUUAAACCUAUAUAGGGUCCCUUUUCAUUGUCAUAGACGGAACAGGUCAGAUAUAUUGAAAUAUGUCUGCAGGUCAUGUGAAGUAUGCUAUUCAUUUUUGCCUGUAUACUAAUAUUGCAAUCAGCGUUCAUGACUGAAAUUAUCCUCUAAACCAACAUCUAUCUUUAUAAGUCUCUAAAGUCUACACCUCUCUUAUCACAGUAAUACUUGCAUUAUAACAUGUAAGUUUCCCCUACUUUCACUCUCGCAACUCUGCACAAUGUUUGGACGUAUAAACAUCAUACAAGACUGGUCUUCUCAGAGCAAGUAAUAUGUCGCAAGUGUAGGUUUAUUUUAGCAUUCCCAAAGCGAACGAUUUAUGAGUAGUCUUCCGUUUAAAGGUUCUGUAUGUCAUUCAGAUUCUGUCAUUCAAAUGCCAUUAUGUCAUUCAGAGGCCGGUCAAAUAUCUUCUCGCAGUAUCGUGUGUACAACUGGUUUUUACUUACUUUAUCUUCCCUUUCUUAAAUAUUCAUAUCCCUUGAACAACCUUCUGUAUAUUUCUUCCGCCGUUCAGCUUUCCCUUCUUUGCUUAGUACUGAUUUGCAAUGUGAACUGAUGAUAUUCAUGCAGCUGUUUCUCUCCAGUUUUUCUGUAAGUGGUACUAGUCUUUGCCCAAGAUUUGGGUACCCCUAGCCACUUCUGUUUAGCCAUUUCACACCUCCUGUCAGUCUCACUAUUACAUGUUUGUAUUCCCUUCCACCUGCUUCACUUGGUGCAUUUUUAUAUUUUCUCCUUUCAUCAGUUAAAUUCAAUACCUCCUCUCCCAUCCAUGGAUUUCUACUAUACCUUAUGCUUUUACUUAUUUAAUCCUCAGUAAUGCCUGAUAUUUUCAGGGAAGCAGAAGGUGAUCUCACGUAAAUUGUUAAAAUGUAAUUUUUCUUGAAAAGUAUUUUUAUUACCCAGAUGGCGUACACAUAGAAAGACUAAAAUUUAUCUAGUAGACUAGUUUCACUUGUGAGUGCAAUUAUCCUCAUAUCUACAGACUCCACAAAAGACAGAUAUCCACCUUAAAUAAAAAAAAUUUCACCCAGCUAUCUUCAAGCUUAAUAUGUUUGAACGAAUCAAGAAUGCCAAGAUAAAAACUAUUACAGAUGGUAAAAAGGUCAGCAACUAAAGCAUGGAAAGAACAUAAAAUAUAAAUAUUUUUAUAUUAAAUUUUUUUAGUUAACUAUGCUCGUAUGAGACGCACGUUGAACAAAAAGUGGAUAUACCGGUAAAAACCUUAUCAUGCAAUAACUUUCACAUGUAUAACAGGCAAAUUCACUGAAAAAGAAGUUGUUGUUACAGCACAAUAAAAAUGAGACUCGAUCUAUAUCUGCAGGAACACACACGAUAAAUACACAGAGGUAACAAAAUUCGUGGGAUACCUCCUAAUAUCGUGUUGGACAUCAUUUAGACCGGUGAACUGCAGUAUCUCGAUGUGGCAUGGACUCAAGAAGUCGUUUAAAAUCCCCUACAGAAAUGUUGAGGCAUGCUGCCUAUGUAGCCGUCCAUAACUGCGUAAGAGUUACUGGUGCUGGAUUUUGGGUAUGGACGCUCCUUAGAUUAUGUCCCAUAAAUCUUCGAUGGGAAAAGAAACAACAAACAUUAUUCAACAUAAUAUAUGGAGUACAAAGGCAAUCACAAUAAAAUAACACGAAAGGAAUAAAUACACAAAAAUGGAGGAAUAGGAAGGAACAGACAGAGUGGGAAACCCAAAGGAUAAUGUAAGGUUUAGAAGUGGGGAAGUAUUCAGAUGUGUUUGGUCAUUUAAGGUCUAAUCAGCACUAUGGGCUAGAUAUUUACUGUCUUCCCAGAGUUCCAACAGGAUGAGUUUUUGGUCUUUAUUUGCUAAGUGAAGUACAUGGGACGGUGGAUAGUACUUGUGGACCUCACUCAGUACAUGCUAAAAAAUGUGGAAUCACAACACAGUUAUCUUUGGUAUUGAAUAUACACUGGGUUGUCGUGUCUUCAUAUAUUAGGACAUCCUGUAAUUGCUGGAUGUCAGUGUUUUUGUUACACUCUGUGAUACCUGUCCUAAGUGUAGUGUCGUACACCAUUUCCUGCAGACAGUGGAAGGAUCAGCAAGUGAGAAUAGAGGAGGGGUAUAAUUUUCAAUUUUGGUUUCCUAUGGGAGGUGUGGUUAGUCAGGUCAAGACUGUGACUAUUGGUUGGGGCAAUAAAUUUUAUUCUGUGGAAUUCUGCUUUGAAAUCUUAUUUGAACAUGGAUACAGAUAUAAGAUGGUGUACCAUUCGGUGGGAAAUUGCAUGGUUAUCUGUUGCUGGGUACUGUGACCAAGCAGGUGCUACUGUUUCUGUAUAUGUACUGUUUCUAUAUUUUCUGAAACAAUGUGUCUAUGUACUGGUAUCAGCAGUGAGAUCUGGGUAAUAUAUGGGUUUGUUAAAAAUUUAA